CGAACUGGGACAGAAGACACCGAGCAGCCCUCCGAUCAGCAUUUGCCAGCCAGUCGGCAGCCAGUCAGCAUGAGUUCCCUUGGCUUUGAGCCUUACUAUGCAUCCUCCUACAAACGGAGGUAUGUAGAAAGCAGCCCCAGAGUACACAUCUCUCACAGGACAAGUUAUGGAGCAGCCCGGCCAGCAUACUCCAGCUAUUCAGCCCCGGUGUCUUCCGUUUCGGCCAGGCGAACUUAUGCAGCCGGGUCCCCCGCUUACAUAUCUGCAGCCGAGUCCCUCGACCUUAGCCAGGUAGCUGCACUGAGCAGUGACCUGAAAACAGUGCGCACCCAGGAAAAGAUGCAACUUCAGGAACUGAAUGACCGGUUUGCUAACUUCAUUGACAGGGUCCAUGAGCUAGAGCAGCAGAACAAAGUCCUAGAGGCUGAGCUGCUGGUGCUCAGGCAGAAGAACACGGAGCCUUCUAGGCUGCGGAACAUCUAUGAGCAGGAAAUCAGAGACCUCCGGUUGGCCGUGGAUGAUGCUCGUAAUGAGAAGCAAGCUAUGCAGGGUGAGCGGGACAACCUAGAAGAUACCCUGAGAAACCUGCAAAGUCGCUAUGAAGAGGAAGUCUUAAACCGGGAGGAGACGGAGACAAGGCUAAUGGAAACCCGCAAAAGUGCGGACGAUGCUGCCCUGGCUCGGGCUGAGUUGGAAAAACGCAUUGACAAUCUGAUGGACGAAAUCGCCUUUCUGAAGAAAAUCCACCAAGAGGAGAUCGCAGAGCUGCAAGCGCAGAUCCAAUAUGCCCAAAUCUCUAUUGAGAUGGACGUGGCCAAGCCCGACCUGUCCGCUGCCCUGCGGGACAUCCGUGCACAAUAUGAAAAGUUGGCUGCCAAAAACAUGCAGGCAGCUGAGGACUGGUUCAAAAGCCGCUUCAACGUGCUCACCGAGAGCGCAGCUAAAAACACAGAUGCUGUACGGGCUGCCCGGGAAGAAGUGUCGGAGUCCCGAAGACAGCUCAAAGCCAGGAACUUGGAGAUCGAAGCCUGUCGAGGAAUGAAUGAAGCUCUGGAGAGGCAACUGCAAGAGCUGGAGGAAAAGCAAAGCGAGGAGAUUGCAGUUUUACAGGACACCGUCAACAAAUUGGAAAACGAAUUAAGGGCUACGAAGAAUGAAAUGGCUCGGUAUUUGAAAGAAUAUCAAGACCUACUAAACGUCAAAAUGGCUCUAGAUAUCGAAAUUGCCGCAUACAGGAAACUACUGGAAGGUGAAGAGACCCGCCUUAGCUACACUGGUGUUGGAGCAAUGCUUGGUGGCUAUACACAGGCUGCCCCAAUCCUUUCUAGACCUUCAUAUUCACUCCACAGUGCCCCCUAUCUCAUGUCCAGUCGAGUUACCUCAACCUACACAACCUAUACUCAGGAAGAACCACUCGAUCUGGAAGAAGCCAUAGAAGCAACCAAAGUUGAACAAGCAAAGGAAGAGCCUCCCAGAGAAGAAGAGGAGGAAGAAGCAGCAGAAGCUGAGGAAGGAGAAGAAGCUGCAGAAGAAGAAGGAGGCGAAGAAGAAGGAGAAGAAGAAGCAGAAAAGGAAGAAGAAACAGAGAAAGGAGAAGAAGGUGAAGGUGAAGAAGAAACAGCAGAGAAAGGAGAAGGUGAAGAAGAAGAAGCAGCAGAUAAGGAAGAAGAAGGAGAAGCUGCAGAAGAAGAAGGAGGAGAAACUGAGAAAGGAGAAGAAGGAGAAGCGGAGGGAAAAGAAGUCGAAGGCAAGGAGGAGGAGGGAGAAAGUGAAGAACAGCCUGAAGCUACCAAAGAAGAAUCUUCCGAAAAGGAGAAACCAGCUGAAAAGAAAAAGGGAAAGUAAAAGUUCUUAGAACAACUAGCUUGAUUAACAAACCACAAGAAUGUCAGUGAUAAGACUGCAGCUGCUAGGAAAAAAGACACAUUGCAAACGUACACAAUGUUUUGUGUUUAUAAAAAUAAUCCGGUAUUACUGUCUGCCACUGCACAACAUAUUGACAUGCUUAGGGACAUUCUGUUGGCUUGCUACAAGAAUUAGCAUGGUGCCUUUUGUGGGCUCAAGUUAUGUGUAAGUCUGGAUAAUGCAAAGUUUAAACCCCCCUAAAGUUCAGAAUGAAGAAUAAUGAUGCAUAUGGAAAUUAAGUUCUAACAAAUACUAAGGCUACUGUGAGGUCGUACAAUAAGCAUUCAAUAAAGCUUGAGAAAUGAG
Molecule: messenger RNA, 2211 nt
Organism: Protopterus annectens (West African lungfish)
Lineage: Eukaryota; Metazoa; Chordata; Ceratodontiformes; Protopteridae
Gene: NEFL
Product: neurofilament light chain
Exons: 5
Coding region: 70-1845 (591 amino acids)
Biological process (GO): neurofilament bundle assembly
Cellular component (GO): intermediate filament; axon; cytoplasm
Molecular function (GO): structural constituent of postsynaptic intermediate filament cytoskeleton
Source: RefSeq, a predicted model, not a curated record